This is a messenger RNA of Microthlaspi erraticum, 1503 nucleotides long. NCBI's taxonomy places the organism in Eukaryota, Viridiplantae, Streptophyta, Magnoliopsida, Brassicales, Brassicaceae. The record is from the annotation of a GenBank genome assembly.
AUGGAUGGGGUAAAAAUCGAUAAUAGAAGCAAUAGCGACGUUGGAGGAGGAGAAGGAACAAUGGAAUCAACGGAGAUUAAGCCUCCUCCUCCUCCUCAACCGCAGCCUGUGGCGGUUCUAAGUGCAAACGCGCCGCCUCCGUUCCUGAGCAAGACGUAUGACAUGGUUGACGAUCCAGCUACCGAUUCGAUUGUCUCGUGGAGUCCUAACAACAACAGCUUUAUCGUCUGGGAUCCACCGGAGUUCGCAAGAGAUCUUCUUCCCAAGAAUUUCAAGCAUAAUAAUUUCUCCAGCUUCGUCAGACAGCUUAAUACCUAUGGUUUCCGGAAGGUUGAUCCAGAUAGAUGGGAAUUCGCGAACGAAGGUUUCUUAAAAGGUCAGAAGCACUUGCUUAAAACAAUAACUAGGAGAAAACCUGCCCAGGGACAUGGAAACCAGCCAUCUCACCAGCACUCAAACGGUCAAACCUCAUCCGUCAGUUCAUGCGUAGAAGUUGGCAAAUUCGGUCUCGAAGAAGAAGUCGAGAGGCUUAAAAGAGACAAGAACGUCCUCAUGCAAGAGCUCGUCAGGCUAAGACAGCAGCAACAAUCCACCGAUAACCAACUUCAAACGAUGGUCCAGCGUCUCCAAGGCAUGGAGAAUCGGCAGCAACAGUUAAUGUCGUUCCUCGCAAAGGCAGUGCAAAGCCCUCAUUUUCUAUCUCAGUUCUUGCAGCAGCAGAAUCAGCAGAACGAGAGCAGUAGGCGAAUCAGCGAUACCAACAAGAAGCGGAGGUUCAAGCGAGAAGGCAUUGUGAGUAAUAAUAAUAAUAAGGAUUCUUCUUCUGCUGCUUCUUCUCCUGAUGGACAGAUUGUGAAGUAUCAACCUCCGAUGCACGAGCAAGCAAAGGCAAUGUUUAGACAGCUUAUGAAGAUGGAACCUUACAAAACCGGCGACGAUGGUUUCCUUUUAGACAACGGUACUUCUACAGCUACAGAAGGAGCCGAUAUGGAGAUUUCGUCGAACCAAGUGUCCGGUAUAACUCUUCAGGAGAUGCCAACAACAGCUUCUGAAUCAACUCCUGAAAGCGUUACAGUACCUCCGGCGACUGAAGAAGCAAUGCCUUCAGCUGAUGAUCUAUCCGAAUUCGCUGAUAUGCUAAUGCUACCGGAGAACAUCGCCGAGAUGCCUCCGGAGAGCUUCAUGGAGCCAAACAUGGAAGGCUCUUCUAGUCUUUUUCUAGAUUCAGAUCUGUUCAUCGAUGGCUCUUUGCCUUUUGACCUCGACGACAUUCCAACGGAUCUGGAUUUAGACCCUUCGGUUGCUGAUUACGCUUCGCUUUUCAAAGACUGUCUAAUGUCAAGCCCGGUUCCUGAUGAUAUGGAUUUGACAACCAAGGAGGAUGAGACGGGGGAGAAACAAAAGGGAUGGGACAAAACUGAACAUAUGGAUAAUCUUACUCAACAAAUGGGUCUUCUCUCGCCUGAAACUGAAACCGUAGAUCUUUCAAGGCAAAAUCCUUGA